Opisthocomus hoazin is the source of this 762-nucleotide messenger RNA. The record is from RefSeq and is a predicted model, not a curated record. Lineage: Eukaryota; Metazoa; Chordata; Aves; Opisthocomiformes; Opisthocomidae.
AUGGCAUCCUCGGACCUGGAAGAUUUAUGCUUUCACAUCAAUAAGAAGAUUUCAACUAUUAAAAGGACUCUUCAAUUAAGAAGCAUAGGUCAAGAACUAUCCUACAACUCUAUGCUGUGUAAGAUAAGAUAUGAGAUUGUUCUCGUGCAUGACCUCCUCAAUAAAAUGGAAGCGGAAAUUGAACAGCAAGAAAAACUGAAGAAUUUGCUAAAAGAGCUCCAAAAGUCUGCUGAGAGAGAUCAAAAUGAAGCACAAGACCUCCGUGAAAACAUUCCUCCGCAUCUGCCUAAACCAACUCAGAGCUGUGUCACCAAGCAAACUGUGAAAUGUGAAGAGCAAACAGAAGUUGUAGAACCCAAACAUGCAAAGAAACCUACAAAAGAGCUGAGACCUAUUAAGGAAGCACCCUUAAUAACUGCAGAAGAAUUUGAAAGUGUUCCUAGGUAUAUGAGAGGCCGUUUAACAUGUGAUCAGGUUAAUGCAGUUGUUCAACAAAUGAACAAGGCUGUGGUGAGCAAGUACAAGAUCUUGCAUCAGCCUUUGAAGUCUAUGAAUGUAGCAGUCAGAAAUCUCUACUACCAGUUCCUGGAACAAGAAACUAAGGAUACAAAAGGUGAAUUUUUUAUUGUGGAGGCUGACAUCAAAGAGUUCACCCAACUGAAAAUGGAUAAGCGCUUCCAUAGCAUCCUCAAUAUCCUGCGCCACUGCCAGAGAGUGAGAGAAGUUCGUGCCUCAAAACUUGUCCGAUACAUCAUCUGCUAA